AGCCCUGUCAAAUACCAUUAAAAGUUCUCCUAUGAAAAUGUUUGAAUCUAGUUUUAAGUAACGUGUUGAGUGGCCUUCACCGGCAAAUUAACUGUUGACAUUGACGAUCUUUACGCAAAGGCUACAAAAGGCCACUAGAGGUCAACUAUUUAAAUAAUAAGGCUCAAAUCGUCUGAUUUUUCGAACUUUUAGAAAAACCUUAUCGGACAACAUACUGGCUUGCUAAAGGACUAAGCAUUUGAUUAACCUGUGACCUCUUGACUUGAGCGCGGCAGUUAUCAAAUCAAAUAAACUUUUAUGUGUUUAAAAAAUACACAUAAUAAAACAAGUAAAAUGUUUAUUAUCCAGAUCGUUCGAAUGCAGUGUUUUUCGAGUUGAUAUAGGUUCGCAACUUGUUUAAUUUUCUUGCCUGAAACUUGAAUUAUUUUGCGAAAAAAAUAACUUCAUCCUGUCCAACGGUAGCAAAACAGGUUGUAUCGGUUCUUGGCGUCAAGACUGAAAAAGGCAGUAAAAAGAAAACUCCUCAUAACCUUUCGGUAUACGGAUAAACAGUAAUUAGCAAGUACAAAUUUUACAUGCCAUAUUAAAUUUUCAUGUUAUCCAUCUGGAAUGAGCUUUGAAAGCAUGGGCCUCAGAGAAUGUCGUCUGUUUGAGAAUUGUUGGUUGCAGGUCUUUUAGCUUCAUAAUGAGUUUACAUGAAUUUAUUCUUCCGGAUCUAACAGUUUUUCUAUCGUUUAUACCAGGCAGAGGAUAACACCAUUUUUGGUCCAUUUCGUUUGGCUUUAAGAUUUUUGUCGGGCGCAUUGUACCUGGAUGUUCAGAAAUUGUGGUGUUCCAAGCAGGGCUAAGUUAGGACCAAAGUUAUAAGAAAAAAUAUAUAUUUAUUGAAGUUGAGUCGACCGACUCUAAAUAAUUUCUCGAAACGGAUUUUUCAUUAAUAUUUUCAAAAUUGCUGCCAUGGGUCGCAAAAAAAUACAAAUAUCUAGAAUCACAGAUGAACGAAAUAGACAGGUAACUUUUAACAAACGGAAAUUUGGAGUGAUGAAGAAAGCCUACGAACUGUCAGUACUGUGCGAUUGUGAGAUCGCCCUCAUCAUUUUCAGCAGCAGCAACAAACUGUACCAGUAUGCCAGCACCGAUAUGGACAAAGUACUACUCAAAUAUACGGAGUACAAUGAGCCACACGAGUCGUUGACCAAUAAAAAUAUUAUCGAGGCACUAAAUAAGAAGGAGCAUAAGAACGGAGUGAUGAGCCCGGACAGUCCAGAACCGGAGACGGAAUAUCAGCUGACACCCAGGACAGAAGCCAAAUACAGCAAAAUCGACGAAGAUUUCCAAAUGAUGCUCCAGAGGAACCAGUCGCUUAAUGGGCAAAGGGUUAGUCCUGUUAAUAUGAGUUCAUCGAAUUAUUCUCAACCUGUCUCAGUACCAGUGAACAUAAGUUACAGUGACUCAACACUGCUGCAGUCUAGUCCGCAGAUGGCACACACUAGUAUUAGUCCACGGCCAUCUUCAUCUGAAACAGAUUCAGUCUAUCCUAGUGGCGCAAUGUUGGAAAUGAGCAAUGGAUAUCCCAACUCGGCAUCACCUAUAGGAGGAUCGCCUUCGCCUGGACCAAGUCCAGGCCCUGGCAUGAGUUCAUCAAAACAUCCUAAACAGCAUUCUCCAGGUCCAAGAACUAAUUUGCGAGUGGUCAUACCAACUCCUCUAAGCUCUAGUCUUACUGCUGAAGAAGUGUCAUAUGCAGAACACAACAGGUCACAAGCGUCAUUGAACACGCCGGUCGUAUCACUUCAGACUCCAGGUCUCGCCGGGUACCCCAGCACGCUAACUUCCUUCGGGGCACAGGACUUCAGUAUAAGCUCUGAUAUGGCGCUGACGUCUAUGCCUUGGAGUAGUUCCCAGCUGGCGUCGUCACUAGCGCACAGCGCUGGCGGCGGGGGACCUGGCUCCAGUGGCGGGUGCAUGCCCCACCUCGCCGUUUCGAGCAGUACGCCGCCUCCUACAGCGGGCUCGCCACUGCCUGUUAAAAUUAAGAGCGAACCGAUAUCACCUCCUAGGGAUCACCAUCCGCACCUUUCCAGUAUUUUUUAUUGUAGCUCUACCGUCCAUCACCCUCAGGCCCACGGACAGACCCUGAAUUUGACCCACGGCCAUCAUCCGAGGCCCAGCUCGGCGGGUCAGGUGACCCCGACCCCAGGCAGCGUCACCCCCACCAACCUGCCGUCGCCUACACCUCCCUCGGGACCCUCUGGUCCAGCAGGCCCUGGCGACUACGACGCAGUGCAGCUGCACAAAAGGCCACGGCUCUCCGACUGGGCUUAACCAACCGCGGUGGCCUAUAGCCGCGGUACACAUCAGUGCCAUAGUGAUAAUGUGGAUAUGUGGAAGUGGACAGCAUAAAGCGUUAUUUGCCAAUUUGUCAUCCAUGUGAUACAAUUCAAGUCUAUUAGACAUUAAAAUAAAAGAGGAACAUAAGAGAUCGUAUAGUGACCGUCAAGAUGUUCUCAAUAAAUGGGAAAAAAUAUUACUGCUUAAUAGAGUAGUUCAACUGAAUGUUACACCAGUUUAGCAUGUUCAAUAAAAAAUAUUAAUUUUGAUAUUACGUCAUGUAUCGACGUCACAUUUUAUGUUAAGUCCAUUUUCAGGAACUUUAAUUUUUUGUUGGUAUGUUUACCAUAUUUUUAUUUCAAGAUUUUUUUGUACUUAAAACAAAAUGCUUUACUUUUAUUUUACGUCUUCAAAUGUUUUCUUUUAAUUAUCUUCAUGAUAUUUGCCAAUCAAAAUGAUUUUUGUUAUUGGGUGAGCUGAAUUGAUAAAAAUCCCAUAUGUUGAGAAUUUUUUGGCAGUCACUGUACAUUAAGAACAUUGAUAAACUUAUGAUACAACACGUAACUGUUUUUUUAAUAGUCAUUAUCAAUGAAAGGUGAAGCGUGAAAGAUGAUGAGAGAGAAUGGAUUUUAAGAGAACAAGAUUUUUUUAUAGAGUGGGUUAUAUUUCGGCAAGAAAUGCCGAAGCGCAUAUCUUUAUACAAUUGUAUUUGUAUAGUUUCUAUUUAUACAUAUAAUCGGGCGUUGUUAUUAACUCCCUCCAUUAUACAGGGCGUGUCUCAGAAAAAUACUCAUUGAGUACAAAAACGCUAAUAUACAAAGACUUACAUUAGCUUAAGCGUCUGUGCCUAUUUAAUAUAAAUAAGAAAAUAUUCAUACAUUUGUUACUGUCAAUUCUGUUGUUCUAUUUGAGAAAUGGUGCUAUUGAGGUAGAUGUGAUAAUACAGGAGGUAGGUACCAAAAUCAUAUAAGAGUUGUUGAAAAUAUAUAUUAUCGUUAGAUUAUUCUCCAAAUGUUAAUAAUUGCACACCUAUACAUCCAAAUAUAUAAAAUGUUUUCAACUUGUUUUGCAAUUUGAAGAUAUAUUUAUCAAACUUCUGCUCUGUUUUAAGUAUAUUAUAUAUUUUAUAAAAUAUAGCCUCAUCCUAAUAAAAAAAUAACAUCCAAGAAUUGAAAUUAGAACUACAAGAAAUAAUUAUGCUUGAAAUAUUUUAGAAUAAAUAAGCAUACUUAUGUUUGACAGUGACAUUUAUGUACGUAUAUCAAUUUUUCAACAGAGCACAAAUUACUAACAUAAAAAAACACUUUUUUUAUUAUUACCAAAAACUAAGAUUAAAUAUUAACAUUUCUUUGCUUUGCGGAUUUUUUUCUAUGUUGAGACAUAGUUAAAUAUAAUCGUCGAGUAAAUUAAUGUUCCUUUAACAAAAAAAGACAGUUUUUUUGGUGACAUAUUUCAUGUAAGGUAAAUCAAAAUGCUAAAUAAGUUAAAAUAGUAGGAUUUGUUUGAUUGAUGGUGCUAAGUUUCUUAAAAAGAGGCUCUCUAUUUUUUUUCUCAAUUUUAUAACAGUCAGUAAUUUUUUAAUAGUUCAACUAUUUUCCAGGUAAAUAUAUUUAUAUACUAUAUUGAAAUUGUGAUCAUAAUCCUAAGGAGAGUUACAAUUUCAUUUAAAUAAAUUUUAAGCUAUUUACUUUCAGAAAUAAGUUAUCAGUUGAACUGCAUUCAAAUAAUUUGUUAUAACUUUUAAAAGUACAAAUGAAAGUCUAUCUUUUUCUCUUUUUGCCAAUGAAUUUAUUAAUAUAUAUCACUUACACCAAAUUGUUAUUUUUCUUCUUAAGACUGUUAUUAAUUUUGAUUGUACUUUCUAUCCUGUCUCGAUGAAAGUUGAUUUGAUUGUUAUAUAAACUUUCCUAUUAUUUUUUCUCAUUUUUAUGCAGAACGAUGUUUUUUUUUCUAGAAUAAUCAUUGAUAGUUUGAACAAAACCCUCAAAAGCACGCGUUUUCAAAUUUUGAUAUUCUUAUUCCAAAAAAUAAUGAAACCUAAUAUAUAUAUGUGACUUUAUUUGAUCAUAGCAGAUAAUACACAAUCGGCAAUGCUUGGCUUUGGAUACCGAUUUUCGUGUGUACGAAGAGUACAGUCAAUAUGUUCAUACAAUAUGAUGUACUGAACAGAGAGAAGUAUUUUUCUAAGCGAAUGAAAUUAAACGUCGGAGAGAGAAAACACUUACAUAUUUUUCUCUCUUCGCCUUACAAGAUCACCAUAGCGAUUCAUUCAUUUCAAUACCGACCCAAGAAUUGCUGUUGCCAACAGGGUAUUUUGGGUCGAAAUAUUUCCUAUUAAAAAAGAAUAUUUCACUAAUAAACCACAAUACACAAAUACACUUUUAAGUUUUUGACGAACGUUUUCCUAAUCAUGUUAUCAACCAGCAGCAGAUGAAUAAUAGUGGAUAACAUGGUUAGCAAACCGUGAGAACACAAUUUAUAGGUGUUAUUUUCAUUGAUAUGCAUAAUUGUCUAUAUAACAGGAUCCGAGAUUACAUUUAAAAAUUACGACUUUCAUUUGGAAUAAAGAAUGGAGAAUAUUUGCUGUUGGGGUUAAUUUUUGAUACUCUAAUGUUUUAGAUAUUAGGCGUAUUUAUGUAUAUUGACAGAAAAGUACAAUGCUUUAGAUAUUCGCUACUUUGAAGCGAAUUAUAGUUUCAUUCCAAAAACAUUUUCAUGCAGAUUCGACUUGUCAAGAGAUUCUACUAGAUGGGAGACUUUAGUGUGAGGGGAAUUUUUCUGAGACUGCACUAUCUUUAUACAUAUGUGAGUGUAUGUAUAUAUGAGGGAAGACAGAUGGUAUACCAGGGAUAAUGCCAUCACUGUCUUGUAAUAGAGUUCAUGUCUUUUUUAUAAAUGUUUUUAGAAUAGUCGAUUAUCGUUUAAAAUGUACACUUGUUAUUUAGCGAACAUGCCACUAACCUACCGAGACUGCGGGAGCAGGUAACCCCAUUUUCCCCAGACCUCUACGAAUGUACUCUGUCCACUGGCUGUUAUAGUUAUGGGACCAUAAGGUCACACCACAGCCACCAGUCCCGUCGGUGUUUUACGUACUGCUUCCUAAGGAACUAGGGUGUUCAUUGUUGUAGCCUUUUGAUUUGUUUGUGAUUUCAGAGAGUAUGGUUAUAAAUUAUCUACGUACACAGAGAAAAAAAAGAUAAAAAUAAAUAUAUAAAAUUAGAAAUUGUAUGGUAUAUACAUAAUAAUAUAUUUUAUCUACUGUUGUGUGCACCAACUUGCACAGAUAGUAUAAAGUUUAUAAAGAGAUAAAUUAUUGUACCUCGUGUACCUGCCCGCCUCGGUUUGCGGAUGACCCUUUUCCACUGAUUAAAUGUAGGAUUGCCUUACUCACAGUGCCUCGACAGUAUGUAUGUCUUGUAUGUGUAAUACACCUUCGAUGUCUUAAUAAGGUUAAUGUCGUUGUACCCAUUAUUUCCUACCACAGCGCGGUACAUUUUAUUGUCUUUGUCGACACUCACAGGGUAUUUUGCCAUUUACUAAUACACUCCGCUGCAGCCCUUUUCUGCUGCUUGUGCCUUCUUUCUACUUCUGUUCCCACAAUUUCCAGUGACUCAACUUCCACCAACCUGUUUUAUUUUUAUAGACUUGCGGGGUGUCCACUCAAUCUAAUGUGUAGACUGUUUCGCGUUCUUUUCAAGUAUAUAAUCUCUAUUUAAAUUCAUCUCCUAGUCAUUGAUUUUUGAAUAAUUAAUCGGAUAUUAUAUUAUUGUACGCUAAAAAUGUUUAUUAAAAAAAUGUAUAUUAUUUUAAUAGCAUCAAGAAGUUUUAUUACAUACUUGAAAAUAACGAAAAUCUGUUUAAAGAGUCACAUAAACAUAUCUUUUAUGGCAAAAACAAAUUCAAUCAUAAAAAAAUAUUUUAUGUUUUAAAAUAGUUUAAUAUUACAUACCUACCACUACAACAUCAAGUUAAAAAAGUAAAAGAAGCUUUCAAAGACUAAAAAAGUAUUUUCAGAAAAUUUUUAAAUAUAUGUAUAUUAUUUAGUCAUACGUAUAUAUGUUUUUUUAAUUUGAUGAAUGUAUUUUAGUAAUAAGAUUUUAGCCUCUGGUUCGGGACACCCUGUAUAAGAAUAGUAAAAUGCCGACGCACGCUUAAAGAUGGCGCUACUUAUGCACGAGUUAUUUAAUAUAUUUUUAAGAGGUUCUUGAGUUGAUGUUUGAUAAACUGUAAUAAUUUUGAAUAAUAUUUUCUUUUAAAGAAGACUAUUAUGCAAAGCAACAGAAAUGUAAAUAUCCAGAUUGAUAAACUGCAAUGACAUUUUACUUAAAAACGUAAAAAAGUUGUAUCGUGCAUUUAUAUACCAUUCUUUUUUCUGUAAAUGCUUUCUAAUCGUCGCCAUUUUACUUUUUAAUUUCGAUUGUCUAUAAUUUUUGUUCUGUUUGGUUUAGAACGGCCUCCAUUCUUUUCGUUAUGAAUAACUUUGUUCAUUUUUAUCGAUAUCUAUGUAUAUUGAUGUUCUUUUUUAUUAGUAUAUCCUUUGGCAUUAAUACAAUUGUAAACAUUCAAACGGAUACAUACUUUUAUUUUUUUUGGUAUUUUAAGCGUAAAUGUGUUAAUUUUUUUGCCUUUUCUCAAAUGGACGAAAUACAUUUUAGCUGCUGUAGUUGUACAUAUUAUACUCACAAGUUGUUGUACAAUGCCGUUUAACGUUUAGCUGUAUUGUAUAUUUUGUCUAACAGAUAAAAACAAGAUGUUUCCAGAUGUUAUUUCUGUUACAUUCAUUUGACGUAAGGUGUUUUUCAGUCAUGUGCAAUAUUAAUCUGACAUUUAUUUAUCUACUUGUAUUGAAUUUAAACCAAAUAAAACUGUUUGUUA
Messenger RNA from Sitophilus oryzae (rice weevil), 7206 nucleotides. It is a transcript of the gene Mef2, whose product is annotated as myocyte-specific enhancer factor 2. NCBI's taxonomy places the organism in Eukaryota, Metazoa, Arthropoda, Insecta, Coleoptera, Curculionidae. The transcript has 11 exons. Bases 958 to 2325 code for a protein of 455 amino acids. Gene Ontology annotation, biological process: positive regulation of transcription by RNA polymerase II; cell differentiation. The record is from RefSeq and is a predicted model, not a curated record. Gene Ontology annotation, molecular function: histone deacetylase binding; DNA-binding transcription factor activity, RNA polymerase II-specific; protein dimerization activity.